AUGAGCCGAAAUCACCAAUCAACUGGCUCAGAUAAGCCCUUCGGAAGAUAUAUUAUAAUGAAGACAAGGUCGGUUACAGAUAAAAACAAAAUUCGGGCUCGGGAACAAGGGUCCGAUCCUUCGGGAGAUGUCGCGCUCUCGGAGACGAUCAAGUACAUCGAGACCACCGGCGACGUGCCCCAACACUGGACAAGCCACGACAAAUUUAUUGACACUCUUCCAAUUAAACCUAUUGUUGCCUUGAACAGACACAGCGGUCAUAACAGAAUACAACACGAUAACUCGCCGCGUGUAUUCGUAAUGUGUUCCCAUAUCGACCGCUGCCCGUUCCGAACGCCGUAA
Arctia plantaginis is the source of this 342-nucleotide messenger RNA. Lineage: Eukaryota; Metazoa; Arthropoda; Insecta; Lepidoptera; Erebidae. The record is from the annotation of a GenBank genome assembly.